Messenger RNA from Protopterus annectens (West African lungfish), 6823 nucleotides. RefSeq names its product collagen alpha-1(XXI) chain-like. The transcript has 30 exons. The record is from RefSeq and is a predicted model, not a curated record. NCBI's taxonomy places the organism in Eukaryota, Metazoa, Chordata, Ceratodontiformes, Protopteridae. The coding region runs from base 25 to 2934 and encodes 969 amino acids.
GAAGGUACCAGGUCCUAACACAUAAUGGAGUCAUGGGGUAUACAAAUUUUACUACUGUUUAAAAUUAUGCAUUCGGUUCUGGGUCAGAAUGUGGAAGAGGACACUCGAGCAGGAUGCAGAACAGCAGAAAAUGAUUUGGUGUUCAUCGUUGAUGGUUCCUGGAGUGUUGGUUAUACAGAUUUUGACAAAGCUAAAGCCUGGCUGAUUAAUGUAAUAAGUGGUUUUGACAUUGGCCCAUUGUACACUCAUGUUGCCGUUGUUCAGUACAGCGAUGCUCCUCGACUAGAGUUUCCCCUAGGCCAACAUCAAACAAACCAUGAAUUACUUGAUGCAAUCAAGAAUAUUAGAUAUUUAGGAGGGAAUACAGAGACAGGACGAGCAAUAUCAUUUGCCACAAAAAGUGUUUUUUCUUCAUCACAGAGAACCAAUAUAGUCAAAAACAAGAUUGCAGUUGUGGUCACAGAUGGAAAGUCCCAGGAUAAUGUUGUUAAUGCUUCAACGGUGGCAAGGUUACAAGAUAUUACCGUGUUUGCUGUUGGAGUUGGAUCUGAAAUAAUGGAGUCGGAGCUCAUUGAUAUUGCUAACAAACCAUCAUCGACAUAUGUACUUUAUGCAGAAGACUACACAACCAUCGAAAAGAUCAAAGAGGCAAUGCAGCAGAAGCUGUGUGAAGAAUCUGUCUGUCCUACCAGAAUACCUGUGGCAUCACGCGAUGAAAAGGGAUUUGAGUUAAUGAUUGGAAUGAAAAUCACCCAAAAGUCUCCAGAAAUACCUGGAUCUUUGCUUUCAGAAGCAGCAUACCUCUUGACACCGGAUGUGGACAUUUCUGAAUAUACAAGAGAAAUUUUUCCAGAAGGCCUUCCUCCUACUUAUGUUUUUGUUGCAACAUUACGCAUGAAGUCUCCAGUCAACCAUAUAAAGUUUGAUUUGUGGAGGAUAUUAUCUAAGUCUGCAGACAUCCAGGUAGCUGUCACACUUGAUGGUCAAGAGAAAUCUGUGCUGUUUACAACAACAAAGAGAGAGGAUGAAUUACAAACAGUGACAUUUAAAGACCCAAAGUUACAUAAUUUAUUUGAUGAGCGCUGGCAUCAGCUAAAGAUUCUUGUGAAGGAAAGACACGCCACUAUCUUUUUAGAUGAUGUUCAGAUACAGAAGAGGCCAUUGCAGGAAAGCAUCCCCAUUUACAUCAAUGGGAAGACUCAAGUUUCUAAACAUGUUGGAAGAGACACAACAGUACCUAUUGAACUGCAAAAAUUAAGGCUAUACUGUGAUCCCCAACAGAGUGAACGUGAAACUGCCUGUGAGAUUUUCUCAGUGGAUGAUGAAAGGUGCCCCCUGGACAGAGUACCAACAGAACCAGUCUGCAACUGCCCUGCAGAACAAAUUGCACCCCCUGGGCUUUUUGGCCCAAAGGGUCAUAAGGGAGAGACAGGUAUUCCAGGAGCUGAUGGCAGACCUGGUCCACCUGGAAUUCAAGGAAUACCUGGUCCUCCUGGGCUUCCUGGAAAACAAGGUGCACGUGGCCAGCCUGGGCAGCCUGGGACCCCUGGACCUCAAGGGCUUCAAGGUAAUCAGGGACCACCAGGAUUCCCUGGAAUUCCAGGACCUCCAGGACCUAAGGGAUCCGAAGGUCACCCCGGUCAGCCAGGGAUACCAGGAAUUCCAGGGAAAAAGGGCAGCAAAGGUGAGAAGGGGUUACAAGGUCUACCUGGACUUCCUGGUCUUCAGGGAGAACCUGGUAUUCCUGGGAGAGACGGACUUCCAGGAUCGAUAGGAUUAAAGGGAGAUACUGGGCCACAAGGUUUGCCAGGAUCAGAUGGACAACAAGGACAACCGGGUUUCCCUGGUGUUCGUGGACCUCCUGGGCCAGUAGGACCAAGGGGUGAAAGAGGUGCUACUGGUCCUAAAGGUGCAUCCGGACUACCUGGACAACAGGGGCCACCAGGACCCAUAGGCCCUCCAGGACCAAAGGGGCAAGAAGGAGUAAAGGGGCUUCCUGGUGAGCCUGGAAAACUAGGUCCUAUGGGUUCUCCUGGAAAAACAGGAGCUACUGGAAUAUCAGGACCUCCAGGCCAGCCUGGUCCAAUGGGGACACAAGGACCGAAGGGGCACAAGGGAGAUGCAGGUGAAAAAGGAGAAAAAGCUGAACAGGGAGAUGCAGGAGAAAAAGGAGAAAAAGCUGAACAGGGUGAAAAGGGUGCAAAUGGAAAUCCAGGAAUACCUGGACUAAAGGGUCAUCCUGGUGGAAAAGGUGAAAAGGGAGAGAGAGGUGAUGUUGGCUUACCUGGUCAAACAGGAAUGGAUGGAAGUAAAGGAAAUAUUGGAUCUGUGGGUCAUGUCGGGCCUCGUGGAAUUCCUGGUCAAGAUGGAUCACAAGGGCCGCCUGGUCGCCCUGGGAUUCCAGGAAAACCAGGGAAAUCUCUUACAGAUGAACAAAUUGUAAAACUGUGCACCAAUGUCCUUCAGAAUCAGUUGCCUUCACUCCUUCAAACUAUGAAAACUAUCUGCCAGCCAUGUGAAUCAGUGCCAGGACUACCAGGCCAGCAAGGUUUGCCAGGCUCCCCUGGACCUCCAGGAGACAGAGGAUUACCUGGGUACCCAGGCAGAGAAGGCAGAAAUGGAUAUCCAGGAGUAGGUGGAAUUCCUGGCAUGAAAGGGUGCAAAGGUGACAGUGGUCUAAAGGGAGACAAAGGUUUCAGAGGUGAAGCAUAUUCAGGUCCUCCUGGUCUGCCUGGGCCAAUAGGUCCUCAAGGACCACCAGGCCGUAGUAGUGAAGGUUUUCCUGGAUCCCCUGGACACCCCGGACGUGAUGGAGUACCAGGUAUCCCUGGAAAGCGUGGACCACCCGGACCUACAGGCAUCUGUGAUAUGUCACCCUGCUAUAAUGCCUAUGAGAACAGAAAUAAUCCAUUCUACAAAGGACCAAACUUCUAACAUUUUAGAACUCUUCAGAUUCAUAACAGUGAACUGAAAUGGUUCAGCUUUUGCCCUCCUGAUGUAUUGAAAAAUACAAGGGAAUACUAAGUCAUGGAAAGGACAAAUUAAAUAUCCAUGCGUAUAGUCUCUUUUUAGGAGACAAAUACCAUUACUUCCUUUCAACUCAUAGACUGAUUACAGCCAGAUGCUAAUUUAUGCAAACAUCUGCAUGUACUUUUUGUGUUAUACUGGUUAAAAAUGUGCCUUAAUAUAUCCUUCUAUACCUCAUGACCUAAUAUAGUUUAAUUUUAUCAGUGUAUCUUCUAAACUAGGAUUUACUUGAGAGAUUUUUUUUCAUUCCAGAAAUGAUUCUUAAGCUCACGUUUUUUUGUAGAUGAAACUGAAACUAUUUUUUUUUGAGAUGACACUUUUUUUUUAUUAAAAAUUUCCAGACAAAUGUCUGUUAUUUAGAGUGCUAUAAUGUAUAUAGUGAUUAUACAGUUGCAAAAAGCCACAGAGCCAUACUUAAUAUUUCUUAAAGUAGACAUGACACACAGUUCCACUUGUAUAGUGCUACACUCUCUUCUAGUACAAUGUGCAAUGUAUAAAAUGGUGCUCUGACUUGCAGUUUAAUUUGUGUAGCAUAUGAUUCCCCUGGCUCCUGUCCAGUAUAUAAAGUUAUUGUGAAGACUUGCUGAUUAUUUAUGUGCUGUGCUUUCACAUAUUAAUAUUAAUUAUUCAGUGAAUGAAAUCAUAAUAAAAAUAAUGGUCCGUAUCAGUUUGAAUGGCCCCUACCAAAGCUGUUUUAGUCCUUAAUGUCUACAUGGGCUUAUUUUUCUCAUUCUUGCUGUCUUUUUAAAAUAUGUAGAUUCAUGUAUCUUUGUAGUUUUUGAGUAUUGCCAGUUUACAUGUAAAAUAAAAAAAUAAUGGUAGGUUAAAUGUAAAUGACUUUGUAGAGUAGCAAGUUUGUGUGUUUUCUAAAACUCAUAAGCUAUUUGAAAAAUGUAUAUUUAGAAUGUAAAUUGUUUAUAUGAAGAACUGGUAUCCUACGGAAUCCACAAGACUGCAUAGUUACCAGUGAAGCAUGUUUCUUGAACAUUUUUGUUAUGUAUUGUACAGUUUGGCUGGGCCAUUCUUUUUGAAAGUAAGUCAACUAUGUAUUUGUUUUAUUAAACGUAGGUGAAAGGCAUGGUGAUGGAAGCAAGAGUGUCUUGAAGAAGUAGACUGCAUAUACUAAACAUGUUUUCAUUAGAAAAAUGGAAAUGCUUCUUAAUUUUUUCCUUUAAAAUUAUUGAUAGGUACAUUAACAAACCCUCAUCAAAAUCUCAGUUUGAAAUUUAAAGACAGAUGCCUGAAGAAAUAAUCCAUUACUUAAAUCAGUACUUGUAUGUUCUCAGAGGUGGAGCUCCUGCCUCUAAACAGCACACUUUAAAGUCAUUGUGUUGUAUCAGAAUGACCAAUGAGUGUGAGCUAAAACUGUUAAACCAGGUCUAACACUAACAGUAUCUUUUAUCAUGUAAAUGAUACUGGAUUUUUGUCAAACUGUUAAAGACACAACCUUAGAUAUAAAAAUUUUAUAACAGUUAUGAACAGUGUGUUUUAGUUUGUUAAACUCCAACAAAACAACAAUCAAUAUAAUGGCUUGUCACAGGCUAUCAUAUAUUUUGUUUAUAACAUAUGCAUUGUUUAUUAAUAGAAAUCAUAUCAUCUACUGCUUUGUCUGAGUCGUAUCAUCAGCAGCAACACGGUGGGUAGCCUGACUGGGAAGUAUCUUAUUUCAAGACAAUAAGGCAAGCUUCAGCAUAUUUGUAAAUGAAAAAGAGUUUUCACAUCUCUAGGGGAAAAAAGGUCUGUACUUUAAUGGACAGUUUUGAAAUAAUUCCAUGAGGUUACAGAUAGAACCCAAUCUUCAUUCACAGUGCCUUUCACAUUGUGGUUCAGGAGUCAGGCACUUGGAGUAUGCCUUGUACAUCCUGGUGCAUGAGUCUUGCUCUUGCACUAUGCCUUGUACAUCCCUGUACAGGAAUCUGGCACUUGCACUAUGCCUUGUACAUCCUAGAGAUCAUGCCUUGUACAUCCUGGCUCAGGGGUCUGGCACUUGCACUAUGCCUUGUACAUCCUAGAGAUCAUGCCUUGUACAUCCUGGUGCAGGGGUCUGGCACUUACACUAUGCCUUGUGCAUCCUGGUGCAGGAAUCUGGCACUUGCACUACACCUUGUACAUCCUGGUGCAGGAAUCUGGCACUUGCACUAUGCUUUGUACAUCCUGGUGCAGGAGUCUAGCACUAGCACUAUGGCUUGUACAUCCUGGUGCAGUAGUCUGGCACUUGCACUACGCCUUGUACAUCCUGGUACAGGAAUCUGACACUAGCACUAUGCCUUGUACAUCCUGGUGCAGGAGUCUGGCACUUGCACUAUGCCUUGCACAUCCUGGUGCAGGAGUCUGGUACUUGCACUAUGCCUUGUGCAUCCUGGUGCAGGAACCUGGCACUUGCACAAUCAUUAGACACCUCUACCCUAUGUAAUUAAAUAUUGAAGUAACACUUCCUCCCUCUGCUUAGCCUGUUUUCCUGGUCAUAUCACAAGGAACAUAAAAUUUAAACAACCCAGUACAAAACUCCUGAACGUUGCCAGAAUAUUUUGUAGCUGCAGGGUUAUGCAGCUCAUGUCACAUUUAACUGUCAUAAUAGCUGCCUCCUUCUUGCUAUCAGCAUAGUGAUAGCUGUGGGUGGCCAACUGUCACCCUUUAACUCUUAACUUGUGUCUGACAGAUGCUAUGUCACAGAUAAGCCCAUGGUAAUUAGUCCUAGUUUUUGAUAUACCUGCAACUUGCAGUGGGGAUAUAUCAUUUAUGGCUUCUUGUCUAACCUCAUAAACCACAGCAGCUUCCAUAUGAGAUAGGUAUAAUCUCACAGGACUCAGUUUUCUUUCUGUUUAUCAAGCUAGUAUGAGCUUUCAGUAAUAAAUUUCUGUAGUACAGAGACCAAAAAUGAAAACUCAACACUUUUUCCCAUUGGAACAUGUGUUUCUAGUCAUCUGACAACUGAUUUUUCUAGUCAUCUGACAAUUGAUUAAUUGAAAAAAUGUAUGAAAUUUCAUUUUAAUCAAGUAGGAUUUAUUAAAAUACCUGACUGUAUACAUAGACAAUCCUAUUGUAUAUGUCUUAUUCACUGUUUAUGGUUCAUACAUUCCACAAGUGAAAUCCCUUGAUCUGAUUGUCUCUAACCGUUACUUAUUUAUAUCACAUUAUUUUUCUGAUAAUUUAGUACAGUGGAUGCAAGACAAAAGUCCAAAGAUUGCUUCAUCCAAGACUUAUACUUCUGGGCUGCUUGUGUAACCAUGGUUUCCCAUUAAAAUAUCAUUUUUCACAUGAGGUAAAGUGCAGUACCCCAUGCACCCACCUGAACUUUUCCACACAGGAAACUUUGUCUCAUUUGCAGAUCAUUCCACCCCAGGGAAAGGAAAUCACACUAGCACGUUUGCACUAUUAGCACUAAAGCACCAAACUUUAGACUUUCACAUAUAUUUCUUAGACCUUCCCCUUACAUAACACAGGCAUGCAGCAGUGCAAAUGAAGUAUGAAAGUGCUAACAUGUUGAGGCUACCAUAUUUUUAAAAACAAGGCACAGCACUGUAAAUAAACUCUAAAACAAAGAGAUCAAUUAUCAAUCAAGUAGUAACACUAAGAAAUAAAAAUAAAUGAAUGAAUAAAUAAAUAAAUCUGGAAGUUCAGACUUCAAGUUGAAGAAAAAACAUAUUAUGGUUAGUUGUCUGAAUCAGUUCAGUAUUAGAAGUCUUACUUCAGAUGUUUCCCUUUUGCAUUAGUUAUAAAUGGUUUCUUAUUUAUUGUACUUAAAUUUGUAGGUGUGUGAUCUAUUUUCUGUAUACUGCAACCAAAUGACCAUUUA